AGCUAGUUUCGUCCUUUUAUCGGGAAAGAGAACACAGAUUUUUUUACAAGCUGUUUUUACUGGAGUUUUAAUAUAGAUUUAGAUUUCUAAAUUUGGAAAAAGAGCACAAACUGCUGAGUCAGCUAAGAGAGGAAAGGCGUGAUAAUGAGAAGAAAAUCUUCACCCUCCUAGGAAAGAAAUGUCUUCUCUGGGAAUAUUAUGGCUGCUUUUAUUGCAACAACCAGGUGCUGCUCUGGGGUACGUACUUUUCACCCAUUCAGCUAGAAUGGGAUCAAAUACAACUAUUCCUUGCAAGUUUAAUGUCAAUGCUGUCCCAGCAGCACAAAGAACUUUCUCAGUCCUAUGGCAAUUUCAAGAAAAGGAAAUCUUCAGGUAUCCAAAUAACCCAGGGGCCCUUAAUUCCAGACUAUCGAUAGAUCAAGAUACAAUAAAAGACGGAAUUGCCGAUUUGUACAUGUCUGGUGUAUCUAUAUCGGAUGGUGGACUUUACAAGUGUUCUAUGGCUCAAAUCCCAGGGGAGAAGGGAAAAGAGAUCAGACUGGAUGUCUAUGCCCCUCCAAGGAUUAACAUACCAGAUAAAAACAUUAUUCAAUCUAAAGAGAAUAUCCUGAGCUGUGCCGUUUCUGGAUUCUACCCGGUGGACAUCGACAUUAAAUGGCUUCGGGAUGGAAUAAUACUGAACAAUAUUACAUUGGAGAGACCUCAGAGAGACCCGGGUGGGAUGUACAGUGUGAAGAGCUCAGUAACAAUAACACCCACUGAGGAGGACAGGAAGCGGAUCUUCUCCUGUAGAAUCCAACACGAGUCUCUUACUGCACCUCUCCAGGAAGACUUCCAACUGGUGUAUGGGGAUACAAAGAGCUCUACACUCUACAUCAUCGUUAUAUCUGUGAUUGCUGGUGUUGUGAUACUUAUAUUAAUAGCAGGUGUUGCAAUAUUUUGUGUCAAGAGAAAAAAAGGUCAAAAUACCGGUAAGCACCAUGAAGAUAAUCUGGAAAAGCAAAAAGAAAGUUUACUGGCAAAUAACCCAUCGGGAUUGACGCCAUUGCCUUCCCAGUCGGUCAAGGCAGCAGGAGACCCGACACCCGAAAGAAGCCAAAAAAAAGUUGUCAGCGCCAGAGAAGGAACAAGGUUCGAAGAAGACCAUCUGCCCAAAAAAACUCAACAUGGCAAAGAAAAUCUUAAGAGUGUUACAGAAAUAAUUAACCAUAAGUAUACAUCUCAGAUAAACGAUGAAUCCUCAGAAGCAGCAUUACCCAGCUCAGUCCACGGACCGACUGGGAAAAGCGAUCUCUUCUCAGAAAGACAGCAAAGCUGCUCAGAGGAAUCUGUGACUGAGCAGGCUCCUGUAUAUAGCACAGUUCUUCUAGCGCCAUUCCACCAGACAUCAGUUACUGGUCCGGAGCCAGUGCCAGCAGCCACCCAAAGUAACUCACACAUUACCAGCCCACGGGGUACAAAGGACCUCAGACCGAGCAUAGACAUGCACACCAGAGACUCAGGCAGAGGACAAGCAGAACAGCAUCAUACGAUUGGAAAUCAAGGCGGUGAGAAUUCAGCUAAAAGUGCAACAAAAAAUUGGAGCAGAGAUUCUCUAAAGAGUCCUGAAUAUCAAAAUACCACAUCAUUUGAAGGCGGUUCCACUUCCCUGGCCUCGGCCGUCUCCCCGAGUAACAAAACAAUUCACAGAUAAAAAGACAGAACCUUCUAAUCAAGAAAACUCUGAAUCCAGAUCGGUAGCUAACCUAAGAAAAUUUUUGAAAUGAAAUCUUAAAUAUUCCUGCACGGAGACAACAAAGACACUGACUGUGCCCUCCAGGCUUCCACAUCACCCAAACAGGGGUGAGAAAAUCUGCCCGGGUUUGAUCUGCUGGAAAAUGUGAAAUUCUGUGAACCCGAUCCUAGCAGCAAAUUUUAUUGAAGUCUAUGGUGGGGGGGGGGGACGACAAAACCUGUUUGAAAAUUCUGACUGGGUUUUAGGCAAGCUAUUGUCAAAAACAGACUCGGAAGCCGUGCACUACUAUGUGGCACAGGUACCAAUGCAAAACACUCUUUACUGCCACCGCUAUACAUAUUACAGCAGUGGAUGGAUGUAUCAGGAGGUAAACAGGCUCAAUAACCAGCCUUAUGAUUACAUGUUGUAGGGUCAGCUUCUGGCUCUACAUUAGAAAUAACAUCAUUCUAGAAAAAUUUGGAGAUACUAUGGUUUUUGUGCAAUAAAAUUAGUUUGAGAGUAUGUUUAACCGCUUCAGCCCUGGAAGAUUUGACUGUUCAAUGACAAGACCAUUUUUUUGAGAUACGUCACUGCGUCGCUUUAACUGACAGUUGCGCAGUCGUGCGACGUUGUACCCAAACAAAAUU
This is a messenger RNA of Rana temporaria (common frog), 2361 nucleotides long. RefSeq lists its product as uncharacterized. The transcript has 9 exons. Gene Ontology annotation, cellular component: external side of plasma membrane. The coding region runs from base 179 to 1693 and encodes 504 amino acids. Gene Ontology annotation, biological process: immune response; T cell costimulation; cellular response to lipopolysaccharide. Lineage: Eukaryota; Metazoa; Chordata; Amphibia; Anura; Ranidae. The record is from RefSeq and is a predicted model, not a curated record.